Molecule: messenger RNA, 2841 nt
Organism: Symbiodinium necroappetens
Lineage: Eukaryota; Dinophyceae; Suessiales; Symbiodiniaceae
Source: the annotation of a GenBank genome assembly
AUGCCUGGGAAAGAUUAUUAUGGCAUCCUCGGCAUCGGCCGAGAUGCCAACCAGGACGACAUAAAGAAAGCGUAUCGACGAGCUGCCCUGAAGUGGCAUCCAGACAAGAACCAGGAGAGGCGGGCCGAGGCCGAGGAGAAGUUCAAGGACAUCGCUGAGGCCUAUGAUGUCCUCAGCGAUGCAGAGAAGAAGUCCAUCUACGACCAGCAUGGCGAGGAGGGCCUAAAGGGUGGUGUUCCAGGGCCCGAUCCGGCUGGUGGCAUGCCCGGUGGGCCUGGUGGUUUCCACUAUCAGUUUUCUGGGGAUUUGUGCAUCACUCCUAAGCGUGAAGAUGAAACCGAGGAUCCGAACGACAUGUUCGCCAGGUUUUUCAAGGCUUCUUUUUUCAUGCUUAUCUCCAUUUUGGAGCACACGGAGGCAUGUGCUGGCAUGGUCUGGCCGAGAGGCACACCGCCAAGGAAGAGGACUGCGCUCAUCGCCCUCGCGCUGGACCUUCCGCCGUACGUGGACUUAGACAUGUGGAAAAGGGCCCUCAUUGAUGCAGGAGAGGAGGUCCAAACCUCAGGAUGGACGAGGCAAGGUGAUGCAGCUACUUUCUACAUGAAGGUCAAGCCGAACAUGAUUGCCAAGACAUCGUUGCCUCCUCCAGUUAAAUGGAUUCCCCAGGAGGCCGAUGAGGUGAGAGCUUCUUGGGCCUCCAGUUGGACAAAGAGGAACCGCGUGCUGAACAGCGGAGGGAAGAGGCUGCAUGCAUCCUUGGCCACAUUGCUCAUCUUCCUCGCGAUCUAUGGGUGCAUCAAGCGGUUUGACAACCUCAUUCAGACAUGUGCGGCAAGAGUCCGCUAUGCGGUCAAGCCACUCCCAGACGUCAUUGCUGGGGCUCACGCCCUGUGGGGGCCAACAUUGAUUUGGAGGGUGGUCGCCGGGUCGCCUCAGAACCAGCAGUGGGCACGCUGGGUCCACGAUUUCUUUUCGCCGGUGGACAUCUCGGUUCUGAACGAGAAGAUGAAGCAUCACCUGCGUGAGAGCUGGCGAAGGUCUUUGGCAACGUGCAGCUGGGUUCGGCAUGAACUCCGAUGGGAGGACAUCCCCGAGUACGAUUCGGCUCUGAUCUCUCGGGUCGAGGAAGCUAGGGUUGCUGCGGGGGCAUCAUGUCUCAUCGAGCUCGCUUUGUCGCUCAGACUCCUGGCUCAAGACGCUGGGGGCCAUGUGGACAGGAACAUCACAGUUUCAUGGAUGGAUGAGGCUACUCUACUCUACUGGAUGGAGCCAAGCGAACAAGGGGUCCUUUUCCCCACGUUUAGCUGGCGUUUCACGGCAGUGAGCGAUCCUGACAAGAAGGCAAAAGGGGGCUCUGCCAUGCCUCUAUAUACACCAUGGCGUCCGACCUUAAGAAUGUUUUGGCAGGCCGAAUUUCAGCUGCCGACCUACAUCGACGACCCACUCGCGGCGCUGAUCGCUGAGGUGAAGACGGGGACCGAGGAGGAUUUUAUCGAGCGCCCUCCGUUGCAUCCAGUCGCGGGCAAGCACAGGUUCUGCCGAUGUCGCCCAUACACAGUCAAAGGAAUUUACACGUUAUGCAGCAUUGUCGGUAUACGCAGCCGAGAAAUGGAUGCAAAGCCAGCGGCCUGCCAGUCCCACAACAAGCUGGCGUUGGCAUUGUCCUGGCGAACCCAGACGUCCUAUGCCAGCUCUGUCACGCUCAUCCUGGCAUGGGCAAUCCUCAAACAAGGCUUCCUCAAAGCAUUGGCUGUCUUCUUGCCUCUGAGGACCGCUGCAGACCCUGGCGUACUUCCCGCCAGCAUCACUGUGGACCACACCGCGACUGUUCACAUGGGGGCUUCCUUGGCGGCUGUGGGAGCUGAUGGUCCGGACUUCCCCUAUGGCAACGCCGCGGCGGCCUUGCAGGGCACUCCCCAGACAGAGACCCAUCGCUGUGUCGAGACGGACAAUCCCAGAUGGGCGAGAACUUUGGGCCGCUCACAAGCGGUGCACCUCCUCGGCAAGUUCAGUUGCGGCCAGCCGUUUGCAAACACCAUCCACUUCGCGGUCGCGGCAUCGGGAGCAACGCACCGGAAAAUGAAGGUCGCGGAGGGAGGGCUUGAGCUUGUUGCAAGCACCAUGGAUGUCAAGCGAGUGGAUUAUUCGGAGAUUCUGAACAGCACCCGUUGGCAGGUGGACUUCGCGUAUGCCUUCGGGAUCAAAAUACUCCCCUCGCUUUGCCCAGGCAUGGGCGGAAUGGGUGGCAUGGGCGGCAGCAUGCCCGGCAUGCGAGGGGGUAUGAGUCAAGGCAGCCAAGCCGUCAGGCCUGCGGUGUUUGAUCUGCCGUGCUCGCUCGAGGACCUCUACAACGGAGCAACCAAGAAGAUGAAGGUGAAGCGAAUGUCGUCGACAAUUGCUCGCGAUGCUGAGGCCGUGCUCGAAGUUGAGGUGAAACCUGGUUGGAAAGCUGGCACGAAGGUGACCUAUGCCGGCGAAGGGGAUGAGAUUGGAAGCUCGGGCAAGGCGCAGGACGUGGUUUUCGUCAUCCGAGAAAAAAGGCAUGCCACUUUCACAAGAGAGGGCUCCAAUCUCCUUCACCAUCGAAAGAUUCCUUUGGUAGACGCUCUGACUGGCUUCAAGGUUGAUGUGCCCAUGUUAGACAAGAAGGAAAGAAUCCUGCGCGUCAACGUGUCUGACAUGGUCAGCCCCAACUUUGCCAAGGUUGUGAAGGGCGAGGGCAUGCCGUCUAGCAAGGCAGACAACAAGGGCGACCUCAUAAUUACUUUCGACAUCGUCUACCCAUCAUCUCUGACGCCUGAGCAGAAGGAGAAGUUGAAGGCCGCGCUGCCCAGGUCUUAA